AUGUCGCGACUGCGUUCAAGAAGUUGGUCCCUUUGGGGGCCUUUGAUCUGCUGCCUCUUGCGACUACUUUGGCUCAGCCUCCUGCUGACCCUCGCCUUGCAACGUCGCCAUGCACGAGCAUCAGGUGGUUCGAGUCGCAUAAAUUUCAUCCUGCAUGAGGCAUUUCCAUAUGUCGGGCUGACCCUGGUGGUGGUGCUCUGCAUGGUUCGUUUGAUCUCAGAUCCACCCAAACUUCGGGACAACGACGUGGAAAUUUGGAGUUUUUUGCUGCUGAGUUUAAUGUGUGCUCUCGGGGAAACCUACCAGAGCCUGGCGCAGCUUCUCCGCCUCGCCACCGUGGAGCCCCAAGCGUUGGACGUCGAACUCCCCGCGACUACGGACGCGUCCACGCCGACGCUGGAGUCGCCGGAGGCGACGGUGCGAAAGAAGAAGGACUCGGCGGUGUGGAAGUUAUUGAGACUGGUGGCCCACGAGUGGCCCCUCUUGAUCCAGGCGGGAAUCUUCUUAGUGGUGGCCGCUAUUGCAGAUGUGCUGAUUCCACACUACAUCAGCCAGACCAUUAGUCAGAUCAUUUUGGCCGAGGAGCAAGGCACCUUAGCCUCGCGGCCCUACAGGCUGCCAGUCCUUUCGCUGCUGCUGGCGGCGGGCGCCUCCGCGGUGUUCUCGGCCUGUCGCGGAGCCACCUUCUUCCUGAUGGGCGGACGCCUCGCGCAACGCUUGCGCUGUACCCUCUUCGCUUCUUUGAUGCAGCAAGACAUCGGCUUCUUCGACGUGACGCAGAUCGGUGAGUUGACCUCACGUAUGACACAAGAUUGUCAGCAGGUGGUGGAUCAAGCCUAUUUGAACGUGAAUGUCUUCCUACGGACCUUAGUCUCCAUUGUGGCCACUUUGGCCUUUAUGUUUUCCAUCACCACCCCUCUGACCUGCGUGGCCUUUGUGACGGUCCCUGCAGUGGUACAGAUCUCCAUGAAGUUCAGCAACACCUUUCAGCAGAUCAGUGAAGAGGCACAGAAGUCCUUGGCAGAUGCCAAUGCGGUAGCCAAUGAAUCCUUAGGCAACAUGUCCACCGUUCGCAGCUUCGCCGCCGAAGAGCUGGAAAUGCAACGCUUCGGGGUGGCCAUGGGGGUCUACAGGAAAUUGAUGAAAAAGCGGGCCACCUACUAUCUGGCAUACCUCAGUUCCACCAUGAUGCUCCCCCAGCUCGUCACCGCGCUGGUGUUGUUCUACGGCGGCAAAGUGGUCGUGCAAGGUCAGAUGAACGCAAGCAGCCUCCUCUCCUUCGUGUUCUACCUGCAGACGUUGAACAACAACUUCUCCACGCUGGGAGAUUUUUGGACCAACAUGAUCCAGGCCGCUGGCGCGGCGGUCCGCGUCUUCGAGCUGUGCGAACGCUCUCCGGAGCUGCCCAGCUCUGGAGAGAUGAAACCGCAGGAACAAAUGGGUGCCCUCGUCAUGCGGGAUUUGCACUUUCGCUACCCUGCACGGCCGGAAGUGAAGGUCUUGGAGGGUUUGAACUUGGACAUCCCUGCCAGCCAAGUGGUAGCCUUGGUUGGCCCUUCAGGCAAUGGCAAGAGCACUGUCAUCUCUUUGAUCAAGCGGCUCUACCAUGUCUCAGCUGGUGAGAUUCUGCUGGAUGGAAUUCCCAUUUGGCAGUACUCCCACUGGCACUUCCAUCAAGUUGUGUCCAUCGUGGGACAGGAGCCAGUCCUCUUCGCCCGCAGCAUCCGCGAGAACAUCUUGCUGGGCCUGGCGAAUCCCAAGGAGGUGGCCGGGAAAGCCAUUCCCGCCAGUGACGUCAAUGUGAGCGAGGAUGAGAUACGAGACUUUGCGAGGAAAGCGAACGCCGAUGAUUUCAUCUGCCGGAUGAAUCAAGGUUAUGAUGCCCUGGUGGGUGAGCGCGGUGUGCAGCUUUCAGGAGGUCAGAAGCAGCGCAUUGCCAUUGCACGGGCGCUUGCCAGGCGGCCAAAGGUGCUGCUGCUGGACGAAGCCACCAGUGCAUUGGAUGCGGAAUCGGAGCAACAGGUGCAACGUGCCAUCGACGGAAUGAUUCAGGAAGGUUGCAUGACGGUGGUGAUCAUCGCCCACCGCCUUAGCACCGUGAAAAACAGCCACAAGAUCUGUGUGAUCAAAGGUGGACAGGUGGUGGAAGAGGGAACCCACGAAGAGCUGCUGAAGCGUGGAGGGUCCUACUUCCAAUUGGUUGAAUGUCAGCUGAAUGCUGGCGAACAAAGCAGUGGAAAAAUCAGCGGCAGAGCUCCUGCGCCCCGGUUGCAGCUCCCAACGGGCGGUGCACUCGGUGCUGACGGCCAGUUUGGCUCGGGACACCUGGGGACCACCUGCUGUGGAAACGGUCCACCGGUGUUUUUGGAACGGGUCAAUGAUUAUCUGCGCCUUCAGAAUGCCUUGCGGAUCUAUGCCGAAAGGUUCGGCCCGAUUGCUGAGGUGGGAAUGCAUUGGAACUUAGACAAGACCUUGGUGGCAUCAGCUCAGGAGGGAUCCUCCAUUCGGAAUGAGCAAUGUGACCCCGACCUCUUUGAAGCGGCCUCGCAGGUGCACUGCCAUAGUCCUCGCGAUGUGAGCAUCGAGUCGCCUGGGCCACCCCCCAACGGUCCCAACGCGAACGGGCCUGGUGCUUCGUCAGAAAGGUCAGGUAUGGCCGAGGCUAUCUCCAAGACUAUUGCCAGUAUUGAGGAUUCCAUGAACCUCCCGUCCUGGCUGAAACAGAUUCGCCAGGAAAUUGUGCCCAACAAUUUGAGCCGUGUCCUGAAAUCAGAAGCCGUUUGGCUGGCGACGGGCGAUAGCCAGGAUGCCUAUGAAUUUCGCCUACUCCCAGAUCUGGAGGUUGUGUACCUUGUCCUGGUGAAAAACACUUUUAUCCAUGUUGAAGAUCCACAGCCCACUGGCGGAGGACGAAGGCGGAAAAAGUCAGCCCCCCCAUGCCUGACUUUUGGAGCGCAUCAGCCAGAAGGUCCAAAAGAUCGAUUGGGGAUGCAGCAGAAAAUCCUGGCACCCAGGUCAAGUGAUGAAGUCGGUGCUGGUAGUUCUCCCACUUUGACCGGGAGGGCCCGGAGGUGGAGCGACGACUUUGUCGAUGUCGAUUCUCCCCCUGGGGUUAUGAGGUCAAGUACCACAGCCACUGUCCAAGACCUGAUGGCGAGGUGGAUCGACGACUUUGUCGAUGUCGAUGUCAAUUCUCCCCCUGGGGUUAUGAGGUCAAGCACGACAAGCAUCGUCCAAGACCUGAUGGCGAGGUCAAGUGAUGAAGUCGGUGUUGGUGGUUCUCCCACUUUGCCUGUGAGGUGGAGCGACGACUUUGUCGAUGUCGAUUCUCCCCCUGGGGUUAUGAGGUGA
Messenger RNA from Cladocopium goreaui, 3351 nucleotides. The record is from the annotation of a GenBank genome assembly. Lineage: Eukaryota; Dinophyceae; Suessiales; Symbiodiniaceae.